AUGAGCUCCCUAGGACCUGUAUCUGAGCUAACGGACACCAAUCCCAAUACUAGAAACUUGGAAUUCUACGGAGCAUCGUCCUCGGUGUCUUUCCUUCGACAUGUCGAAUCCAUGUCCAACAGUCAAAUUCCAGGCUCACUUGAACCCGGCCCACCAGAACGAUCACUGACGUCCUUACUGCACAAUCCCGGAUUCAAACCGGCUUCCGCGCACAGUACGUCUACACUGGGAUCAGGUAGCAGGCUGCCCGCUGAUCGGUUCUACUUCCGCGUCGCUCAGAGAUUUCUUGACGCAUACUUUUCCAAUAUCCAUCACAUUCAGCCACUGUUCGAGGAGGAGUCUUUUUGGGGUCGUUGCGAGAGUCUAUGGUUCGCUAAUCCCGAGCAGCCUCCUCUAUCUUUCGUCGCUCUUUACUACGCAGUCUUGAGUUUAGGAUGUCUCGUCACCACAUCUGAGGAUUGGGGCAAGCUCGGCUGUCAUCGUACCGCUUGGAGCCGGAAACUAAUGGGCGAAGCGCUCAACAUUAUCAAUCAACUUGGCUCCACGACAGAUUUGGAAAUUGCUCAGUGUUACUACAUGAUGAGUAAAGUGUAUCAGCAUGAGCUCAAUCCCCAUGUUGCAUACCUGUAUUCUGGCCAGGCAGCGAGAACUGCUUUAGCCAUCGGGAUAAACAGGAAGCCGGUCGGCCAAACAGCUCCAGAUCCACGCAACCCAAGCAUGGCAUCCAGAACAUGGUGGUAUCUUUACAGACAGACAAGUUUUGCUCUAGGGAGACCGGACAGCCUCGGUCCAGACGAAUACCACAAUCAAAGUCUACCGGUAAUGUUUGAUCUAGAUGUGGUGGACGUUGCUCUUGAGAACUAUGUACUUCAAGUCGUUCCCUUCAUGGUUGAACUCUCUCGAAUAAUGCGACACGUCGGCCUACGUCUUUAUACGAACACAUGUUCUGUGAAAGAGCGAAUCGCGCGAGUCCAAGCGUUGGAUGUUGAUCUCAAGUCGUGGCGACAAGGUCUUCCGGUCCAGUUUCAACCAAUCCGCCUACCAAUAGAGCGUUCAUUGAAGUCUAGGCAUUCUGCCAACUAUAUCGACAAACAAAUAGUCGUUCUACAUCUGCGCUACCUUAAUCUCCGGAUGAUUACUCACGGCGUUUUCAUGAGUCUUCCUGAAGAAAUCGAUCCAGAACAUGAAGAUUACGUCGGAAAAUCUAGACAAACCUGCAUUGACUCUGCAUGUUGCGCGAUUGACCUCAUCUACGAGACUUUCGCAAAUUACAGUUUCUUUCAAACUUGGUGGUAUAAUUCAACCUAUACCCUCUUCGCAGCUAGCAUACUCCUAGCGGCCGUCUUCAACAGUUUCGCAACGUCGAGCCAAGCACUUGACGACAUUUUCAACCACAUCGACCGAGCUGUCAAUGUGCUCCAUGCUAUGGAAGAAUGUAUGGUUGCGAGGAACGCCAUCUGCAUCAUCAAGCGGGCCCUUUCCCGUGCGAAGAAUGUGCAACAAACCGCAUUAAGCCCGCAACAAACCAGCGUCGCUCUGAAUCUUCAAGAAGAGACGGCACUUGGGCAACCAGCUUCGGAUGAAACAACACUGGCCCAACCUGCAACUUAUAAUGAUAUGAUUCCAGAGGCGGAGAUAAGAGAUAGUUCGUAUGCUGAUUUUGGGGACAGUCUCAGCUGGCUCGACCCUAGUCCAAACCCGUUUGAUGAUUAUCAGCAGGCUUUGUUCUGGACAACUUGGGGUCAGGAGGUUGACAUGCUUGGAACAUGA
This is a messenger RNA of Exophiala aquamarina CBS 119918, 1770 nucleotides long. RefSeq lists its product as uncharacterized. Gene Ontology annotation, cellular component: nucleus. Gene Ontology annotation, biological process: DNA-templated transcription; positive regulation of transcription from RNA polymerase II promoter by galactose. The record is from RefSeq and is a predicted model, not a curated record. The transcript has 6 exons. NCBI's taxonomy places the organism in Eukaryota, Fungi, Ascomycota, Eurotiomycetes, Chaetothyriales, Herpotrichiellaceae. The coding region runs from base 1 to 1770 and encodes 589 amino acids. Gene Ontology annotation, molecular function: zinc ion binding; RNA polymerase II cis-regulatory region sequence-specific DNA binding; DNA-binding transcription factor activity, RNA polymerase II-specific.